AGGUUGAGGGCUCGCUACUAAGGUACAUUUUGCUGGGCCAGGCUGGGCGGGGUCCCCGGGAUGGGCAGUCCUCUCGACGAGCGGCGACGCCGUGGUUGAGUCUAGAAAGCUAGAGUCGCUGGACAGCUAUCGCGGGAGCGCGGAGGGAAGUGGGAGGUCUGGACGGGGCGUGCACGUGUUGGAGGUCUCGCUCCGCGGUCGUGCUGGCCCUGGCCAAAGAACCUUCUGCGGGUCAGGCUGCUGUUGCCGGUGCUGUUCCCAGUACUUCCUCUGGGGUAUUUUUUCAGUAAAAGCCGAACGCCCUUGCUCAUUUUCAGGGAAAGACCUGUUUCCUCCUGCUCUUCCCUCUCCACGGAUACUCUCCCCACCGCCUGCUGGGUUUAGUAUAAUCCUUUUGUAGGCCAGAAAGCAGAUUUUCACUUGGGAAGAGACGACCCGUAGUAUGGGAUGUGGUAUGAUACCAGCAACUGGUCUAUUAUAUAAUUUAAACCACAUGGCUGUCUAAAGAGGUAUUUGGCUGUUAUAAAUAAAAUGGUGAUGAACAUGUGUACAGGUGUUUGUAUGGACAUAAGUUGUCAUUUCUCUUGAGUGGAUACCUAAAAGUGGGCUUGCUGGAGUUUUACUACCCUUGGAUGCUGCUGUUGAUAUGGAAAAGAUUGAGGAACAAUUUGCUAAUCUGCACAUUGUUAAAUGUUCCUCAGGAACCAAAGAGUCCACUUACCUUCUUGGUAUAGACACAUCAAAGACUGUCCAAGCAGGAAAGGAAAACUUGGUUGCUGUUUUAUGUUCUAAUGGAUCAAUCAGAAUAUAUGAUAAAGAAAGGUUAAAUGUACUACGAGAAUUUAGUGGAUGUCCUGGACUUCUUAAUGGAGUCAGAUUUGCAAAUUCCUGUGACAGUGUAUAUUCAGCAUGUACUGAUGGCACUGUAAAAUGUUGGGAUGCUCGAGUAGCCAGAGAAAAACCUGUUCAGCUCUUCAAGGGUUACCCUUCCAAUAUUUUUAUCAGUUUUGAUAUUAAUUGUAGUGAUCACAUUAUUUGUGCUGGUACAGAAAAAGUUGAUGAUGAUGCAUUGUUGGUGUUUUGGGAUGCAAGGAUGAAUUCUCAGGAUUUAUCUACAACUAAAACUAAAGACCCACUUGGUGCAUAUUCAGAGACACAUAGUGAUGAUGUCACUCAAGUACGUUUCCAUCCCAGCAAUCCCAACAUGGUAGUCUCAGGUUCAUCUGAUGGCCUGGUAAAUGUAUUUGAUAUUAAUAUUGAUAAUGAGGAGGAUGCACUGGUUACAACCUGUAACUCAAUUUCAUCAGUAAGCUGUAUUGGUUGGUCUGGGAAAGGUUAUAAACAGAUUUACUGCAUGACACAUGAUGAAGGAUUUUACUGGUGGGAUCUUAAUCAUCUGGAUACUGAUGAACCAGUUACACGUUUGAACAUCCAGGAUGUCAGAGAAGUAGUUAACAUGAAAGAAGAUGCUUUGGACUAUUUGAUUGGUGGCCUAUAUCAUGAAAAGACAGACACAUUGCAUGUUAUUGGAGGAACAAACAAAGGAAGGAUUCAUUUGAUGAACUGCAGGAUGUCAGGACUGACCCACGUGACUAGCCUUCAGGGAGGGCAUGCUGCUACAGUCCGUUCUUUCUGUUGGAAUGCGCAAGAUGAUUCUUUGUUGACUGGAGGAGAAGAUGCACAGUUGUUACUUUGGAAACCUGGAGCUAUAGAGAAGACCUUUACAAAGAAAGAGAGCAUGAAAAUAGCGUCCUCUGUGCACCAGCGAGUACGAAUUCAUAGUAAUGAUUCUUAUAAAAGAAGGAAAAAGCAGUGAUAAUGCAUUUGGCACUUUGUUUGACAUUUGGGCUCCUUCUACCUCUUGCCAAUUGGGAGUAACACUGCAGUGAACAUGGGUGUACAAAUAUCUCGUCAAGAUCCUGCUUUCAGUUCUUUUGGAUAUAUACUCAGAAGUGGAAUUUCUGGAUCAUAUGGUAAUUCUAUUUUUAGUUUUUUGAAGAAUCAUGUUAACUUUUAAACAAAUAGCCCCAUUCUCACGGACUAUAGUGCAAUAUGUGAAGAGGUGGCAUAUUGCCUUCCCUCUAAUUAAAUUGAAAAUAGCAAUCAUGCUCAUAUAUAACCAUUAAAAUAUGUUUAAACUUCUUACUUAAGAUGCAUCAGUUACACUGUUGGCAACUGUAGAUGCUUUCAUUUCCUCCCAGUCUCAGUCAACAAGCUGUUCUUUACUUUUAACAAUGCCCUCCCCCAAUAUCAGGGUCACUAGAGCAGAAGAUUCCUGAUGGAAGGACCUGUGUUGUUCAGUACUGUGCCCCAAGUAACUAGCACAGUAGCUGGCAUAGAAUAAGCACUCAAAAAGAAUGGAUACAUGAACCAGUGAGUGCAUGAAUAAGAAGAUCAUGUUGCUAGGAAUAGUGUAAAAAAUUGAACUUAGCCCCAGGAGUGAGAGAAAAGUACCUCUUGUUCCAGCAAGCAGGAAGUGGAACACAGAUGGCAAAGAGACAUUUGAUGACAUGAAUUUUGCCGGAAUGAUGAUACCAACCGUAGGAUGAAUUCUGAGUAAAGCCCUGAUGAUCACACAGGAUCACACCAGCCAUGAAGAUUUGAGGAGUUGGGAAACCCAUGGAAUGCUAAUGAUAAGGUCCUUUCAGAUUAAUGGGAUUGCGCCCUAGGAAGAAAAACCCAAGGGAAUGCUAAUAGUGCAGGACCUGCUUCCCCUUCUCUUCUGCCACACAGCAUGGACUCUGGGGUUUGGGUGGGUGGGGCCAGGAGCAUUGGAAGCAAAAGCAUUGUCACACCAAGUGGAAGAUUCCCUGCUGGCUAGCUUGCUGCACACAAGCCUCACUGAAGCCCUCUGAUGGGGACUGGAGUGUGAAGUAAAGAGGGGAUUCAACACACCAAGAGUAGUUAUCAUCUCACAAAGGAAGCAAGCUCUCCUGCUGAAGGCUGCUGUCUUUACAUCUUUGCACUUGAUACAUAAUCUUAGGAAAUGAACUGGAGAAAAUGGGAUUACACUGUAUCAAUAGAAAUUAAACUUAGAACAAAAAUUGCAUAAUUUAUAAAGGGUAUAUAGGCCCUGGAACAAAUUGUUCAGUGGAAAUGAUGCUGUCACAUAUCUGAAGCAUUAAUGAAUCGUAAGUUCACUUCCAUUCAAAUGAGAUGAAAUUCAAGUGAAAAAUACCUUUUAAUAGGCAUAUCCCCCCAAAGGGAUAAAAGACAAGUUUGGGCUGCUUAGUGAUUACAUGAAAUAGUUUCUUAUUCCCUUAGUCAAGAGUUUAAAUUUCACUAACAAAUCAAUACAGUGAAUAGUGGAAUCUUUUAUUUAUUGCUUUAUAGAGGAGUCAACUUGGCUUAAUAGAAAACUCACUAAACUUGGGCUCAGAAGAUCUGCAUUCAGAUAUUAGUAUUGCCUGGACCACAUUAGCCUUUUAGAAUGAUCAGUUUCCAUCACACGCACUGCCAACAGUGUGAGACAAAUCUGACCGUGUUUCUCCCCAACGUAAAAUUCUUCAUGGGGGUAAUUUUAUGCCUAUAGGGCAAAUCCUGAACAUCUCUGUAUAAUACAGUCUUUCAUUAUUUGACUCCUUCUUACCUAACCAGCCUUAACUUAACAUCAUUUGCCCCUCACUUCACGUCAAGCGAUACUGAACGGUAGGUAGUUCUUUCGGGAUAUACCAUGCUCAUUCAUGCUUACUCUGCUUGAAAUUCUCUCUUCACUCAUUUGGCAAACUUUUACUCAUUUUUUCUGUCUCCGCUUAACUGCCACUUCUGUAUCGGCAUGGUGGCUCUCACCUGUAACCCCAGCACUUUGGGAGGCCAAGGCAGGCAGAUGGCUCGAGCUCAGGAGUUUGAGACCAGUCUGGGCAGCAUGGCGAAACUCUGUCUCUUUAAAAAAAAUACAGAAAAACUAACUGGGUGUGGUGGUGCACACUUGCAGUCUCAGCUACUUGGGAGGCUGAGGUGAGAGGAUUGCUUGGGCCCAGGAGGUGGAGGUUGCAAGUAGCCGAGAUUGGGCCACCAUACUCCAGCCUGGGCAACGGAACAAAAGCCAUCUCAAAAAAAAAAAAAAAAAAAAAAAAAUCAAACGAAGUGUAAAAAUUAAAAGUAAAACGUCCCUUAAAAACAUACUCCCGACACGGGUGGCUCAUGCCUGUAAUCCCAGCACUUUGGGAGGUGGAGGUAGGUGGAUCACUUGAGGUCAGGAAUUCGAGACGAGCCUGACCAACAUCGUGAAACUCUGUCUCUACCAAAAAUACAAAAAUUAGCGGGCAUGGUGGCAGGCACGGGUAAUCUCAGCUACUGGGGAGGCUGAGGCAGGAGAAUUGCUUGAAUCUGGGAGGCAGAUGUUGCAGUGAGCUGAGAUGGCACCACUGCACUCCAGCCUGACUGUCUUAAAUAAAAACAACACCACGUACUCCCAAAGAUACCUUUUGUUAAUGUAAGAACAGGGACCAUAAGUUCCCAUCUUUGAAUGUUCAGGACAUAGCAAUGCCUGGUGCAUAAGAUUCUUCAAUAAAUAAUGUUGAAUGAAUGAAUUUAUAAAACGGAGACGGCAUAAUUGACUGUACUAGCCAACAGUGUUGUAGUGAUGGAAUCAUGUAAGAUAAUGAAUAUGAAAGUUCUCUGAACGCUGGAAAGCAUUGUGUAAGUACAAAAUUGUGUGAUAAUGGGCCCGACGUGGUGGCUCAUGCCUGUAAUCCUAGCACUUUGGGAGGCAGAGGCAGGUGGAUCACCUGAGGUCAGGAGUUCGAGACCAGCCUGACCAACAUGGUGAAACCUCAUCUCUACUAAAAAUACAAAAAUUAGCCGGGUGUGGUGGCGCACGCCUGUAAUCCCAGCUACUUGAGGGGCUGAGGCAGGAGAAUCGCUUGAACCUGGGAGGUGGAGGUUGCAGUGAGCUGAGAUCAUGCCACUGCACUCCAGCCUGGCAACUAGUGAGACUCUAUCUCGAAAAAAAAAAAAAUGUGUGAUAAGUGGCUAAUACCUCUGCACCUCAUUUUAUUUGACUGUUACUACCAGGCAAACUUAGUUUCAAUGAUGAUGAUGAUGGUGAUGAUGGCUAACAUUUGUUGAGCACUUCUAAUAUCCAGAGCAUUAUAUUAAAUAUUUCACCCAUAUUAAAUCAUUUAAUCCUUAUAACAAAGGGUAGGGGAUCGUCAUUUCCACAUUUUUUUCAUAUGAGGAAACUAAGGCCCAGAGAAGUUGUAACUUGCCCCCGCAAAUGACAGAGGUAGUAAGUAAUACAGCCAGAACUUCAACUCAGGCAAUCUGGCAUCUGAGUCAGCACUGUUAACCAAUUCAUAUUACUGCCUCUUACACAAAGUCCUGAGGAUGAGCCCAGGAGCUCAUUCUUUCCCAUCCCUACAUUGCUUCUUGCUCCAGUUUUGGAAUCAUAAUCAACUUUACUUCUGUGAACCUCUGUUUUCUCAUAUAUAAAAUGGGCAUAUUAGUGGUUCUUAUCUCACAAAGUUGUUUGCAAGGAUUAUCUCUAACACUGCCUGUCUAAGUUCAUUUUGUGUUGUUAUAAUACAACAAAUGGGGUAAUUUAUAAAGAAAAAAAUUAGGCCGGGCGCGGUGGCUCACACCUAUAAUCCUAGCACUUUGGGAGGCUGAGGCGGGCAGAUCGUGACAUCAGGAGUUUGAGACCAGCCUGGCCAACAUGGUGAAACCCCGUCUCUACUAAAAGUACAAAAAUUAGCUGGGCAUGGUGGUGUGCACCUGUAGUCCCAGCACUUUGGGAGGCUGAGGCAGGUGGAUCACCUGAGGUCAGGAGUUUGAGACUAGCCUGACCAAUGUGGUGAAACCCCAUCUCUACUAAAAUUACAAAAAUUUGGCCGGCCGUGGUGCCGUGUGCCUGUAGUUGCAGCUACUUGGGAGGCUGAUACAGGAGUUUGAACCCAGGAGGCAGAGAUUGCAGUGAGCUGAGAUCAUGCCACUGCACUCCAGCCUGGGCGACAGAGAGAGACUCUGUCUCAAAAAAAAGAAAGAAAAAAAUUAUGCCGGGCACAGUGGCUCACACCUGUAAUCCCAGCACUUUGGGAGGCUGAGGCAGGCAGAUCACGAGGUCAGGAGUUCGAGACCAGCCUGGCCAACAUAGUGAAACCCUGUCUCUACUAAAAAUACAAAAAUUAGCUGGGCGUGGUGGUGUGCUCCUGUAGUCCCAUCUACUCAGGAGGCUAAGGCAGGAGAAUCGCUUGAACCCGGUUCAAGUGAGGUUGCAGUGAGUCGGGACUGCGCCAUUGCACUCCAGCCUGGGUGACAGAGCAAGACGCCAUCUCAAAAAACAAAAACAAAAAAUAAACAAAAGGAACAAAAUUAUUUUGUUCAUGCCUCUGAAGGCUGGGAAGUUUGACAGCAUGGUGUCAGCAUGUGCUCAACAUUAUGUAAUGGCCUUCUAGCCCAUUAUCCCAUGGCAGAAGGCUGAAAGGAAAAAGAGCACUCACAUGUGCAAGACAGAAAUUGAACUCACAGCCUCAAGCCUUUUUAUAAUUGGCAUGAAUCCAUUCAUGAGGGUGGAGCCCUUAUAACCUAAACACCUCUUCUUAGCCCUCAACUCCCAACACUGUUGCAUUGGGGAUUCAGUUGCCAACACAUGCUUUUGGGGGACACAUUCAAACCAUAGCACUGCCUCAGGUAGCAAUGCCAAGAAGGCAAUCAAACCUAGAGCCCAGGGUUAGUGAUUGUUUAUU
Messenger RNA from Symphalangus syndactylus (siamang), 6686 nucleotides. It is a transcript of the gene WDR89, whose product is annotated as WD repeat domain 89. The record is from RefSeq and is a predicted model, not a curated record. Lineage: Eukaryota; Metazoa; Chordata; Mammalia; Primates; Hylobatidae. Gene Ontology annotation, molecular function: protein binding.